AUGAUGAUGCAACCGCAGAUGAUGCAGCCGGUAGGCUUCGACCCUAAUGCGGCCUACUGGCAAGGCAUGGCCCUUGCGCAGCAGCAGAGCGCAUGGAUCCAGCCUCCUGCGCCGGUGUCACCCCAGGUGCCUUGGGGGCAGCCGGAUCCUUAUGGGUGGGCCCAAGCACAGGAGAUGUCGCCGUAUGGCGCGUCGUACCCAUCCUUUGGCAUGGAUGCUGCAGGGGAGUUCAUGCAGAUGCUGGGCAUCGACCCGUCAGAGGACGUCUACUUCGGCUGGAUCGCAGAGUAUGGCUUGCAGAGUGAGGCGCUGCCGCCGCGCUGGGCCAGUGGCGUGGAUGCUCAGACCGGUCGCAUCUACUAUGUCAACACAGACGAUGGCACCAGCACUUGGGAGAAUCCGCUCUGCAACGCCCUGCGCACGGUCAUCGACAUCGGCCGCUUCUACUUGCAGGCUCCGGGCGAUGGCGUCUUCGAAGAGCAGAAGAUGCAGCUCUGGCAGCAGCACAAGCUGGAUCUCGAGGGAUGGCAUGGGCCCCACGUGGACGAAGAGGGUCGAGAGUACUUCGCCAACUCCGAGCUGGGUGUCUCCUCCUGGCAGGAUCCGCGGCAAGAGACACAGCAUAUCUUCGAAGUGCAGUCAAACCUCCUAGAUGCCCUCGAGGAGAUGUUGCCUGGCUAUGUCGACACCCAAGGUGAACUUCCAGGCUUCGGGCUGCUAGACCGCCGACCGAGGGGAAUGCUCGAAGUGAGGGGCAACAGCUUCAGCAUGGACAGCCAGCCCACGUCUCCCGGCCGAAGCCCCACGCCCCAGCGCUCGGUGAGCUCUCCCGACUUGAGCAAGAAGCACCAACAGCUCACGGCCAAGAUGGAGAAACCCGAGCCUACCUUCCAGGAGCUGCGAGGGAGCUUGCUGCAGACGCUGGAGACAUUCUUCUACAUCUACCGGGACGAUGAAGAGUCGCAGCAUCUCCUGAUCCAGAGGAAGCUGAAGGAGAGGCGUCUUCGGAGGCAGCGUCUCGAUGAGGAAGAGCGGCGGAAGCUGAACCAAGAGUUGGAGGAGAUGAAACGGCAAGAGGAAGAGCGCCGUCAGGAGGAGGAGGCUCGGCGUGAAGCGCAAGCCGCCGCCGAACGCGCCAAGCGUGAGGCUGAAGAACAGCGCAAGCGCGAGGAGGAGCGAAAGGUAGAAGAGGAGCGGCAGCGAAUCCAUGCUGAGGAGCAACGCCGACGCGCGGACGCCGAGCGUCGGGCGGAAGAGGCCCGCCGGGAGGAGGCGCGGGCGGCCGAGGAAGCGCGGCUGCGGAAGGUGGCCGAGGAGGAUGCAAGAAAUCGGGAGAAGGAGAUUCGUGAGCGCAUUUUGGGGAGCCUGGCUGAGCUGGGGCAAAGUCGCGACGGGUAUGUCCUUCGCACCGCCAUCGCCGAAGGCGAGAGCGUAGGCCUCCAUUCAGAGCUGGCGCCCCUCCGAUCAGCCCUCGCAGAGGUGGAUGAGCUUCGCAAAGCGGCGCUGCUGAAAGCGAGGAAGGCGCAGGAGAAGUUGGCUGGCGACUUCAAGACCGCCAAGGAAGCGCAGGAUUUCGGGGGUCCCAUCCUCGCUGCCCAGUGGAGGGCGGCCGUGAAGGAGGUGGCGAAGCCCUUCGUGAUGCCAGAGUGUCCGGAGAGUUGA
Messenger RNA from Symbiodinium sp. CCMP2592, 1662 nucleotides. Lineage: Eukaryota; Dinophyceae; Suessiales; Symbiodiniaceae. The record is from the annotation of a GenBank genome assembly.